CCGAAGACACGUCGAAUAACUAAUGACCGCUGAUCCUUUCGCCAAAACACUAUUCUAACGGUGCCUUAAGACGUGACCAGCCGCCUCCGCCAGCACCCGCUGGGCAAAGCGUCUCUGCGUGAAAGUAGAAAUGUUUUCCUAAGUUUAAAAACGGUGUAGCCUAAUAUUUAUCUAAGCGAAGGUUUACAUCAAGAUUUUCCGAAACACGAUCGAAUUAACUUUUCACACAUUUCCAGAGGAAAAGUUUACUUUCAAUUGCAACUGGAUUUACCCAUAAAAAUGAAGCCACGGAUUCUAUUGAUCGUUUUACUCGUAUUUGUCUUUUCAUGUGUGUGUAACAGCUCGGAGCUGGCCUUUCUGCAGCAGCCCAGCGAUGUGAUUGCGGUGCGGGAGAGGCCACUCAUGUUGGACUGCCUUGUGGAGGGCGAGGGGCCCGUCACCGUGAUGUGGCUCAAGAAUGGAGAAGCUAUGCCUGUUGGAGCAGGAGCCCGGGCCAAAGUGCUGUCCAAUGGCACCCUUCUGAUCCGCAGCUUCCAGAAGAGGCGAGAUGGAGAUGUGACAGAUGCCGGCGAGUACCACUGUGCUGCACAGAACCGUUACGGCAUGCUGGUCAGCCGCAAGGCCCGUGUGCAACUCGCAUCCCUUCCAAAGUUUCACACUCAUCCUGAGUCUAUGACCGUGGAGGAGGGGGGAGUGGCACGUUUCCAGUGCCAGGUGAAUGGUAUUCCAGAGGCUAGCAUCACCUGGGAGAGAGAUCAUGUUGCCAUUGGCACAUCAGAUGAGAGGUACACUCUUCUCCCAAUGGGUAUUCUGCAGAUCACAGGGACAAAGAAGUCACAUGCUGGAAUGUACCGCUGUGUAGCAACAAAUAUUGCCAACACUCGCUACAGCCACGAAGCUCAGCUCAAUAUCACUGGUGGAGCUCCGCGCACCUACAAGGAACCAGUCAUCCUGUCUGGGCCCCAGAACCUCACCAUCAAUGUCCAUCAGACAGCCAUCUUAGAGUGCAUUGCCACUGGGAACCCUAGACCCAUUGUGUCCUGGAGUAGACUGGAUGGAAGAUCUAUAGGUGUGGAAGGCAUUCAGGUCCUGGGCACAGGGAACCUGAUGAUUUCUGAUGUGUCCCUGCAGCACUCGGGAGUGUAUGUAUGUGCUGCCAACCGACCUGGUACCAGGAUGAGACGUACCGCUCUGGGCAGGCUGGUAGUUCAGGCUCCUCCUGAGUUCCUUCAGUGGCCGCAGUCCGUGUCCAAACCAGUAGGGGGCAGUGCUGUGUUCACCUGUGUAGCUCAAGGAGUCCCUGAGCCUCACCUCAUCUGGCUGAAGAACGGGAAGAUCCUCACACCUGGAGACCACGUCAAGCUCACCAACAACAACAGUACCCUGGCAGUAACUCGCAUCACAUCAGAAGAUGAGGCCAUCUACCAGUGCAUAGCUGAGAACAGUGCAGGCACCAACCAGGCGAGUGCGCGUCUGGCUGUGUCUCUGGCUAAGGAGCUGCCUGAGUCCCCUCAGGGUCUGAAGGCCACAGCACUGUCCAAAACCAUGCUGCAGCUCUCCUGGCGCCAGCCCCCGAGCGAGGUCACUGACAGCAUCAUUGGCUAUGUGCUGCACAUCCGUAAAAUCGGAGAACCAGACACUAAAGAGUUGCAAGAGGCUGUCAGCAAGACAACCUACCAGCAUGACCUCACCAACCUUGAGCCUGCCACCACCUACACCAUCUAUCUGAAAGCCUACUCGCCACUUGGUGCUAGCCAGCGAUCCAGCACUGUCAUUACUACAACACUAGGGGGCGUUCCCACCCCUCCUGCGUUCUUCACUAAAGUGGUAAACAUGACCUCAGUGCAAGUUUUGUGGGAGCUGCCUACCAAGCCAGGCAGAGUUGAAGGCUUCAGGCUGUCCUACCGCAGGGUUCCCCAUGGAGAAUUCUUGGGGCCAGUUCAGAUGUCCUGCCACACUAAUGUCCACACUGUUUCACAUCUUGAUCCUGGUGCUGUGUAUGAAGUUAAACUAGUGGCCUAUAAUGGCAAUGGAGAGAGUCACUGCUCCAAGAGACUUGUGUCACUGGCAGAGGAUGGAACCAGUGCUAAAACCAGCGCAGGAAAGGGGAGUGAGUGUAACUGCAGGGCCAGCACAGGCUCUCUGGGGGGUAUAGUUGUCGGAAUCCACAUCGGCAUGGCCUGCAUCAUCUUCUGUGUGCUCUUCCUCAUGUUUGGAUACCGCCGCAGUUUCCUCUGCAGAAAAGGGACUCAGGACAGCUGGUCUGUGCCUAGUGCGGAAGAAGGUGGGCCUCAUGCCCCAAGCAAUAGCAUUCCGAAACAUGGAGUCACGCUCCCAGUACAAGCCAUAGAGCUAUUACCUCAGGAUCACACCCACACUCUGCCAGCUCAGCGGCAAGUUCUCAUAGAGCAGCACUCCGUCAGCCUGCCUGGCACAGGAGCGGGCACUGGCUAGCACUGGCCCCCCUCCCACAAACUCUGCCUCCCUGUGGUUUCUCCGCUUGGCCUGCCCAUGAAAUCUCCCUUCAGGGCCCCUCAGUAUUAAAAAAAAAAAACUGCUGCUAUUGAUGAGUCAGGGCUUAAUUGGCCCGGCACCAGGCCUCAGAGUGAUUCACUAACAGAUUCCAUCUUAUGAGGAGAACAAGCUGUCCUCUUUCUUCCUUUAUUCAGGUCCCUUUGGAGCAAAACUUAAUACCUUUAAGAUCUGUUUUCUGACGUGCUACACUAACACGCCCAAACAUUUAAUCACAGGCUUAGGAGAGUUACUGAGUGACAGAGUCCAUUUAAUACAGCUUGAUUUCACUUCCAUGCACCAAAGUAAGUAUGGCACUGAUGCACACAGAGAAAUAAACAACGAAAUAUAACUA
Electrophorus electricus (electric eel) is the source of this 2866-nucleotide messenger RNA. RefSeq names its product immunoglobulin superfamily DCC subclass member 3. Gene Ontology annotation, biological process: homophilic cell-cell adhesion; dendrite self-avoidance; axon guidance. Gene Ontology annotation, cellular component: plasma membrane; axon. The record is from RefSeq and is a predicted model, not a curated record. NCBI's taxonomy places the organism in Eukaryota, Metazoa, Chordata, Actinopteri, Gymnotiformes, Gymnotidae. Gene Ontology annotation, molecular function: cell-cell adhesion mediator activity.